Messenger RNA from Musca vetustissima, 1051 nucleotides. Its product is annotated as glycerophosphodiester phosphodiesterase 1. The transcript is spliced from 5 exons. NCBI's taxonomy places the organism in Eukaryota, Metazoa, Arthropoda, Insecta, Diptera, Muscidae. Gene Ontology annotation, biological process: lipid metabolic process. Gene Ontology annotation, molecular function: phosphoric diester hydrolase activity. Bases 26 to 1051 code for a protein of 341 amino acids. The record is from RefSeq and is a predicted model, not a curated record.
GUUACUACAACAAAACACCGACUGAAUGAAUAUUUUCACCAUAUUCUGGUUCCUCCUGAAGAUGUUCUAUCAACUUUUAUGUUGUUCCUUUAGUUUUCUCACAUUUCUGUUCAAUGUGUUCUGGUUCAUGUGUAAUUUGGCCUCAGCCGGCAUACCAUGGAUCACGGUGCUGUUAGUGGUCAUAUGUGUGCUAUCGAAGUUCGUCAAACUGCGGAGUCCAGACGAAAAACGUCUGCAACGUUUGUUGGCCUCUGGCAGUCAAGGUCUCUAUCCGGAGGAUUUGUCAUUUUGGCCGAUUGCCCAUAGGGGUGCUGGUUAUGAUGCUCCAGAAAACUCAAAAGCGGCAUUGAAAAAGUGUGUCGCACGUGGUUAUCGUAAUGUUCUAGUCGAUGCCGGUUUGACGGCAUGCGGACAAAUUGUCAUCGUUAAUCGUUUGACAUUGGAGAAGGCUGGUCUCUCCGGCAGCAUAGCAGUGCACACAUUGGAAUCAUUAAAGAAAAUCAAUAUUGCCGAACUACAUCCAAUGGGAAAACACUUUGAUGCCGAAUAUGUUUUGACGCUGCAGGAACUGUUAGAAUUUCUAGAAGAAAAUCGUUUAACCGUAUUUUUAUACAUAUCAGAUAAUAGCUCACAAAUGAUUGAAAAAUUAAAGGCUAGCAUAAAUGCUGUAUUUAUUGAACGAAUUAUCGUUAUAACAAGAUCUCCAGUAACUAUAUAUCAGUUACGCAAAGUAAAUCCCGAUGUCAUUUGCGGUUUAUGGACUGAAAAAUCUCUGGCUUUGCCGCUGCUCAAAGCCUCAACAUUAAUUACCUCAAUAUAUGGUGCUUUCUUCCGUAAUAUAAUUUCACCCGUGAUUGGCAUUAGUGUGGUGUUCCUGUCCAAAGAGGAAUUUAAUCUACACAUUGCUGAAUUAUGGCGUAAUGUGGGUGUUCGACCCAUAGUCUAUAAUGUUAAUUCCCCGAAUGAAAAACGUUAUUUCCAAAAGACAAUGAAAACACAAUAUCUAACCGAUUCGCUGAGAUCUGAACCGCAUCUGUUAAUGAAGGCCUAA